UCUUUCCUCGCUUUCUCUUUCCCAACUCAAAAUAUUCAUGGAAUCACAACGUUGUCAUCACUGUGGUCUUCCCGGUCAUAAGAAAUACGAAUGUAACAGUAAAUGCCGUAGCAAUUGCCGUGUCGGUUGCAGGUGGGGCGAGAAAUUCACUGCCAGACGUCCGCCAAUUGUACACAGAGGUAGUUUGGAAGUACAAGGUCAGCAUAAUGUUGUAAACACACAACGAAACCAUGGUUCUACAGGCAAGUAUAUUCAAUAA
This is a messenger RNA of Funneliformis caledonium, 259 nucleotides long. Lineage: Eukaryota; Fungi; Glomeromycota; Glomeromycetes; Glomerales; Glomeraceae. The record is from the annotation of a GenBank genome assembly.